AUGCCGAGCAUCUCGCCGAGCGCCAAGAGUGGUGACGGCAACAGCAAGCCGAUGCGCAAGACCAAGUGCCGCAACGCGUACCAGCGUGAGAUGCAGCGCAUCUACCGCAAGGCCGAGGCCGACGAGCGCCAGCGGCUGCGGGAUCAGGCGGCGGUGCUCGAGGCCAAGGUCGCUGUCCUGCGACCCGCCGCAAGCACGCUCCUGCCGUGGCAGCACGUCGCGAUCAGUCUGCGCGACGAGCUCGAUGCUAGCCACACGACACACGCCGAUCUGCGCCGGCGAGUACGGCGGAUCAAUCUCUUGGCCCACCUCAUGCACGCGUAUGCGUCGUCCGUGCUCGCGUCGUCGACGCUUCUGCGUGGCCGCACCGAGACGUGGCAGCACGUCUCGCUGCCGGCUGCGAUGCCCGCCCGCGCGCUCGGGCUCGACUGGAUCACGCGCCAGCUCUACUACAACACGGACGCUGUCCUGUCGCAGCAUGCGUUUCCACCGUGCACGACUCGCGAGGGCCAAACCUUCUUUGACAUUGCCGUCUCGGACACGGACGCGACCGUGGUCAUUCGACACCAGCGGCUCGUGGCGCGGCCACUGGCCGUCCUCACGGCGGCGUACCAUGAGUUCUUUAUUGGCGGCAACGGCUUUGGCUAUGCGAUCGAAGAUCUGGACACGCUCCCGGCCACAGAAAACAUGGUGUACCGACGGCGCAACGUGGGGAACCGUGUGCUUGGGGACUUGGUCCAAAACUACGUCCACCGCCAGUUUACUGCACCGACCCGGUCCGUGCUCGUGGCGCGCAAUAUUCUUUCGGACGACAAGGUGCCCCUCGGCCUCUACAAGCGCGACGCCUCUGGCUGGGUCGUUGCGACCGCGAUGGGUGCUGACACGACGCUCGUACAAGAAGUGUGGAGCAUCUGCCCGCUGCUCAAAGGCGCUUCGAACGACGUUGCGCCGUUUGCCGACGAAGCAUGUCUGUAUGGCCUCGAUUUGCGCACGCUCCCGCCUGCGCUGCACUUUAGCGCGCUCCAGCAAGCCGUCCACCGCCUUGGGCAAAGCGUGCUCGCAAAGCGGGCCCAGUUCUUCGACACGGUUCGAUGACAGUAAUAGAGGCU
Saprolegnia diclina VS20 is the source of this 1109-nucleotide messenger RNA. RefSeq lists its product as hypothetical. The transcript has 3 exons. The record is from RefSeq and is a predicted model, not a curated record. Bases 1 to 1095 code for a protein of 364 amino acids. Lineage: Eukaryota; Oomycota; Saprolegniomycetes; Saprolegniales; Saprolegniaceae.